Molecule: messenger RNA, 4111 nt
Organism: Labrus mixtus (cuckoo wrasse)
Lineage: Eukaryota; Metazoa; Chordata; Actinopteri; Labriformes; Labridae
Gene: kcnn2
Product: potassium calcium-activated channel subfamily N member 2
Exons: 9
Coding region: 282-2372 (696 amino acids)
Biological process (GO): potassium ion transmembrane transport
Cellular component (GO): plasma membrane; neuronal cell body; neuron projection
Molecular function (GO): small conductance calcium-activated potassium channel activity; calmodulin binding
Source: RefSeq, a predicted model, not a curated record
UGGGAAUUCGAACACUUGAAAAAAAAAAGUGAUAAUUAUGCUUAGUUUCUUGUUGAUCCCAAUGAAUUAAGGCUGGACUUCAAAGCCCCCUAGUUGCAACCUUUUCAUGACGUCGAGCCAGUUGUUUUGGUCCCCUCUGCCCAAUCGGAGGCUCCGCUCACAUUCUACCGGAGCCGAAAUGGGUCUAUUCAUGCCGCGGCUCCGUCCUCCCGUAAGUACCACAACGCCCUUUGUCGGGGGCUCUGUGGUACCCGACUGCUGCUUUAAACAGCAGCACUGACAUGGAAAGCCCAUUGCAGCUGCACAACGAUUUCUUCCCAGAGCAGCAGCAGCAGCAGCAGCUCCAGCACUGUAAGUACCAGCACUACUGCGGGCGCGAGGAUCGGCUCGGCAAGCAGCAGCAGCAGCAGCAGCAGCAGCACGAGCACUGCUGCACCUGCAAUAACUGCACCUGUGAGGCGAGGAAAAGCCUCGUCUUUCGUGGGACGUCGCCGACCACUGUGGGAACUUUAAGGACACCUUCGGAAACGUCUUCGAGGCAAGGCUGCCAGUACAGCGUCUGUGAGUUCACACCCUCUAGUCAUGGUAGUUCAUCCAGGAAUCAUCAUCAUCCUCACCAUCAGCAGCAGUGCCGCGGUCGGCAGCGGGGCAGCCUGGGCAGCAGCCACAAAGACAGUAACUCCUACAAUGAAAUAGCCAUGAGCAGCUGCAGAUACAACGGCGGCGUAAUGCGGCCGCUGAGCAACUUGAGCUCGUCCCGCAGAAAUAUACACGAGUUUGAUUCUGAGUCCCAGCCUUUGCAGCCAAUCUCCGCCGCGGAUGCGUCGGACACUUUAGUAUCAAAGCCGGAGAACAAUUCAACCACCCUGAUGCCUUACGCAUCGGGGGACGUAGGGGGAGGCUGCGGCCACAGCGGCGGCAAAUCGGGGAAAAAGAAGAACCAGAACAUUGGGGAAAAGCUCGGGCACAGGAGGGCCUUGUUUGAGAAGAGGAAACGGCUCAGCGACUAUGCUUUAAUCUUUGGGAUGUUUGGGAUCGUUGUUAUGGUUAUAGAGACUGAACUCUCGUGGGGAGCCUAUGGAAAGGAGUCCCUGUAUUCAUUAGCUCUAAAAUGCCUGAUAAGCCUUUCUACAAUCAUUCUCCUGGGGCUGAUUAUCAUAUACCAUGCGAGAGAGAUACAGUUAUUUAUGGUGGACAAUGCGGCUGAUGACUGGAGGAUAGCAAUGACAUAUGAGCGCAUCUUCUUCAUCUGCCUGGAGAUCCUGGUGUGUGCGAUCCACCCCAUCCCAGGGAACUACACCUUCACCUGGACGGCACGCCUGGCCUACUCCUACGUGCCAUCCAAGACGGAUGCGGACGUGGACAUCAUCCUGUCCAUUCCCAUGUUCCUGCGGCUGUACCUCAUCGCUCGUGUCAUGCUGCUGCACAGCAAGCUCUUCACGGACGCCUCGUCCCGCAGCAUUGGGGCGCUCAACAAGAUUAACUUCAACACGCGCUUUGUGAUGAAGACCCUCAUGACCAUCUGUCCCGGCACUGUGCUGCUGGUGUUCACCAUCUCGCUGUGGAUCAUCGCCGCAUGGACUGUCAGAGCCUGCGAGAGGUAUCAUGACAACCAGGACAUAACCAGCAACUUUCUAGGAGCCAUGUGGUUGAUCUCAAUCACGUUUCUUACCAUUGGAUAUGGGGAUAUGGUCCCAAACACAUACUGUGGGAAAGGAGUCUGCCUCCUGACUGGCAUCAUGGGUGCUGGCUGCACUGCCUUGGUGGUGGCUGUGGUAGCAAAGAAACUGGAAUUAACCAAAGCUGAAAAACAUGUUCACAAUUUUAUGAUGGACACCCAGCUAACAAAAAGAGUGAAAAACACAGCUGCGAAUGUUCUCAGGGAGACGUGGCUCAUCUACAAGAACACCAAACUGGUGAGGAAGAUGGACCACGCCAGAGUCAGGAAGCACCAGAGGAAAUUUCUCCAAGCCAUUCACCAGGCUCGGGCGUUCAUUCAUUGGGUUCUGAAUGGUCUUGUGUUCAGAUUGAGAAGUGUUAAAAUGGAGCAACGCAAGCUGAAUGACCAAGCAAACUCACUAGUGGACCUUGCUAAGACUCAGAACAUCAUGUAUGACAUGAUAUCAGACUUGAACGAGCGAGGCGAGGACAUGGAGAAGAGGAUCGCCCUGUUGGAGACAAAGCUGGAGACUCUUCUGAGUAACUUGCAGGCUCUGCCAGGACUCAUCAGCCAGGUGAUCAGCCAGCAGCACAGGGACUUCCUGGAGGUGCAACUCCAGCCUUAUGACAAACACAGCCCUGAGCGCUCGCAGUCUGUGUCGAGACGGAGGUCGUCCUCCACAGCACCGCCCACAUCCUCCGAGAGCAGCUAGAGUCCAAGGGGAACGCCUCCACGGAAGACUUUUGCCAUCAUAUGGCCAAGUUGCAUUUAUCGUAAAGCCUUAUGGUUUCAAUAAGUAUUAUCCAAAAUUCUGAUGACAGAAUCCUAGAUACUGGGGACAAUGCAUUUUAAUGGAUAACUUCAUGCUAUUGUUUGUUUUUUAUUACCUCAAAAGGUGUUGUUAUCCUUGCUCUGGUGACAUGACCACAAAUAAUGGCGCUUCCCUCAGUACAAACUAAAAGGCUUAUUGAUAGGGGUACGACCUGAGCUCUACUCCAUCUCUAUGCAGAGAUAGCCAGUUUUAGAUGGCGAGAUGUGAAACUAUUGCACUAAAAUAGUGCUUCUCACAGGCUUUGUGCUUCUGUAGGCUGGGUUCAGUUUCCUGAAAGCAAACUGAGAAACCACUGAGUAAGUCAGGGAGCAUGACUGUGACGUUGAGAAAAAGUGCUGGGUUUGAUGGACUGGAGUGAACUGACACUGGAGGACAGAUGAAAAUUGCUCCUACACACAGUCACUUCAAAAGCUUGAAAUGAGGAAAAAAAGCAUAUAUCUUUUAGGUUAGAAACAGCAUCAACUAUAGCGGUUUCCUUUUGCAGAGUGCCCCUGUAGAAUGACUAUUUUUUGGGGGGCACUCUGCAAAUAAUUUAAUCCUCUAGUCAAAAUGAAUGCAUCAAAGUCUGUACUUGCACUUACUUUUUAAUCAAUGCACUUCAAUGCUGACUGACGUAUGAUAUAAAGAUGCGUUGCUCAUUAAAAGAAGAACAUUUGAAAUGUUUGGGCAUGGGUUUAUUAUCGUCAAUUCUCAAGUUGUGGCUAGUGUUGAUGAACAAAGUUAAAGCCCUUUUUUUCCCCCUGUGUUUCGAAAAGAAGCAUCAACAAAAACCUGUAGCGAUCUACAGAAUUAUACUGAGUGAUCACAAACUCAGUUUUGACCUCAUGUCUUGCUGUGUCUCAGCUCCUGUCCAUCCUCCCUGUGCUAUUUAUGCUUGCUGUCACCUCAGCUGGGCAACAACAAAAUGCUGAACAACAACUCGCUGAAACCGUAUCUACCUUUUAAAAAGAAAAAGCCUAUUUUUGUAUACUUUGAUGAGGACAAGCACACCUCCAACUAAACAAAGAGGAUGUAUGAAGUGACAGAUUCAGCAUAUCUAGCAUAUGGUUUCAUAUUUCUUGGGCCGGAGUUAAGGUACACAAGUUGUUUAUUUUGUUCUUUCCUGAACUUGAUGACGGACUAUUUAAAUAAUUGCAUUAUCCUACAGAUUGCAUUUAUUUUUUACAGCAAAUACUUUAGAUGAAGCUGUUGGCUGAGCUGGAAGAGCAAUAUUCAAGCGCAGAACUGGUAAACCUAUCUACAGUGGCUGGCAUUUAUUAGAUUUUAGAUCAAAUGGCAAAAAUGAAAUAAAGAUAUUUAAAUUUGAAAUAUCCUGUCAACAGUCUAACUCCAUAUCAACUGUGUGUAAAGCCCUGAUGUGGCCAAUAUACCCUCUAGACGUUACUCACUAUAUAAACAUAGUUGUUAAUGCAACCUUUAGCAUAGCAUGGGUCAGAAAACAUCUGGUCAACUCAGCAGCACUGAUCUUGUUCAACCAGCCCACCCUCUAACCAAUAGGUCAAUCAGAUGGUCAACAAAACGACAGAUGUUCAGUCCACAAACUUUGGCAAACCAAUGAGAGAUUAUACUGUAUGCGACUUAAACAAUAAACAACUAAACAAUAAAAAUAUAUAAAGUGA